Molecule: messenger RNA, 489 nt
Organism: Bombyx mori (domestic silkworm)
Lineage: Eukaryota; Metazoa; Arthropoda; Insecta; Lepidoptera; Bombycidae
Exons: 1
Coding region: 1-489 (162 amino acids)
Source: RefSeq, a predicted model, not a curated record
AUGAUAAAGAAAACUUUCAAAAGCGAGAUAAAUAUUGAUAUCGAAGAAAAUGCAAUAAACAAUUUAUACCGAUUAGGUAAAAGAAGUAUCCAAGGUAACAAACCGAGGCCAGUCUGCUGUUCUUUCGUAAACGGAUGGAAAAAGAAUGAGAUAGUAAAAAAUAAAAAAUAUCUUAAGGAGAUAUAUGUCACCGAAGAUUAUCCAAAGAAUGUAAUGGCCAAAAGGAAGGUGUUACAGGCGGAGUUGAUUGAAGAAAGGAAGAAGGGUAAAAUAGCGUAUUUGAAAUAUGAUAAGCUUAUAGUGAAGGAAAUGGACACAACUAACGAAAAAAGAAAAAGGGAAACUUCUUCUUCACCGCAUUCUUCAGACUUUCAACCUAAAAAACAGCAAGCCACCGUACCAUCUAAGGCCAAUAGAGCCAACGCAUUUGACGUGAUGAGAAUGAGAUCGAACUCUCUUACUAACGUCCUUACAAACAAGCAACAGUAG